AUGCCAUUUGAGCGCCAGAGGGAGGGCCAAAGAAGCGCUGCCAAAGGCAGCGAAAGCCCGCUCUUGAGCGUGGAAGGCACGAUCACGUCUGUGCUAAAGCACAAUGGCGACGCCCCGCCGGACUUAGUGGGGAGGAGCGUGAAGUUGAAGGUCAUAAAGCGAGGUGACAGAAGCAAGGAUACUGUUCAAGCACUGCUUUGCACACCAGGUCGUUCCAUGCCACCAAGCUACCAAGCUUCGCAUGAAGCUUGUGAAACUUCGCAUGACGUUUCGCCCGAAGCGUUUGAUUCUGCGGCAGCUCGAAUUGUCAGUCUGACGAAGGACGAAGACGCCAGUGACGUGCUUCCUGUUCAGCAAGAGGACGCUGAUUCAGUGGACGAAUUACAUGACAUCGAGCACGGCCUAAACAAGUUGCCACCCAAACAAGUAUGCUUGACACUUGACUCCGAGCGGCCAGUCAUGCAUGCCCCCACAGAUCCAGAGUGGGCAAAUAUGAUGAUCAAAGUGUUGGAGAAAUUGCACCCGCAUCAAAAGUUUAGGAAAACUGCCUUGCGAGCUUGCCGGCGCUACAAAUCAAAUUGGUGGUUGUCAUUCCGGCUGUCUUUCUGGAUGCUGGUGAUCGGUGGACCUGUCAUUGUGUAUCCCGUGGCCGAGUUUUUCAACACCUGGGGCGCCAGGAGCAGCAAAUACAUGGCCAGCUUCGGCGUGGCGAUGCAAAACUUUUGUUAUCUACUUGGGCCUUCGCUUGGGGCUUCGUUGCGCUAUUCCCUGGAGGGCAUCAUUGGGACUAUGCUUGCGCUCGGAAACGUUCUUCUGAUGAACCGUGCAUUCGGUUCGUACCUUAAUGGUGGUGCUUUUGCUACCCGGGAGGAGGUGACGGACCUUGCUCUCGGCCGAAUCAUUUACGCUUCGGAUUGGCUGCCCUUGUGCAACUUGGGUAGCGGGGAGCGCUUUGUUCAGACCAACAGCACGGCAGAGUUCUUGCGGGAGUGCUUCAUGAAUGUCCACUGGAGUGCCUUGGACGAGGGAAGCUUGAGGGCACUGAUCAUCCUGGGAGACUUGGCCCUCUUCACGGGGGUCUUCCUCUGGAUCGGCUUCGGCACGUGCGUGCGCGUCUACUCGCUGAUCUACGUGCUCUACUGGGCCAUGGCCUUCGUGGAUCCCUCAUCCCCGGCUUUCAGCAACGAUCCAAGCGAUCCUUGGACCCAGAGCAUCAUGACCUGUGCCGGUGCCUUCAUCGCGGUGCUUAGCCAGCUCCUGCCCUAUCCGAACGAUGCCCUCCACAAGGCCACAAAGCUCAGCGCGGAGCUCGCCGAGACGCUCAGUGCGGUCUUGGAGGCGCUGCCCUUCGCCGCCACUGCCGAGGUCAACCUCGCCAUCGAGUCGUCCAUAGAUGGGACCAAAGAAUGGCUAUCAGACAUCCAGGAGCACUUAUCCUUCGCGUGGUUCGAGGACUUCGGCUUCUUAGCAUCACGAUGCCGGAGGCGGAAAAAGCUGGAGGCCUACACAGAGCUAAUGGCUGCGCUCUUGCAACAUGCUUCGAUGGCCAACCACUUGGCCACAAAGAUGCCUCCGGGGGACGCUCAAGGCGUCGCAGCUGCGCUGCCCUCCCUCCUAGACGUCUGUAGCAGUGCCGCUAGGGCACUACCAGUCCCUGGCACGUCCCUGGAUGUGCUUGCCGCAGAGGACUUUGAGGAAGCUAUGGAUGCAAUGAAGACUGAGUUUCCGAAGGCGGCUUCCCAGAAAUUGCUCAGGGGAGAGAUGCUGAGCUUUGUGCUGGGUUUAUGCACAAUCGCAUCAGGAACGAUCUUGCGUCUCAAAGUGUUGGACAGUUCUUCGUACGGUACAACCUGGAACCCUUUGAAGUUUCUGUCUGAUCUUGCAAGGAGACUGGAGCUGCCGCAGACUCGAAAGUAUCCAUCACACUUGCGCUUCGUGAUUCGAAGUACGCUGGCGAUGGUAUUGGCUUUCUUGUUUGGCUGGGUUGGGCUAGAGAGAUUGCUGAAUGCCUACACAUCUGGAGCGGCAGUGACAGUCGCCACGGUCGUUUCCACCACCACUGGUGCUGGGUUCUCUCUGGGCUUGAUCACACGACGCCUGAAUGCGGUGGUUGUUGGCACAGUAUUGGGGCACUCCCUGGGCCAAGUUCUCGCAGUGAAGACGGAGUACCAUGCCGCAGUCUUCGCAGCGUGGUUGUGGUUUUACGCAUUUGUUCUGAUUUUCCAGAUACUUCAUUCAACGGUGAACGCCGCUGUGGCUCUUCCCACCUUGGCAAUUGGCGUGUAUUCUUUGGUGCCUGCAAGCGGCGUGUUCCGGGACUACAAUUCCUCGAUCGACUUGGGGGCUGAGUUGUACUUGGCCUCGAGUGUGAAGGCAGCUGUUCUAGGAGGAGCAAUCAUGUUGACGCUGGAUUUGCUGCUCUUCUCGAGUGCUCGAGGUCUUGUUCAGCAUCAGCUGAAGCACACCCUGAAAAAGUCCAUGGGGCUACUCUCCAGGGUCAUGGGCCUGGAAAACACGGACAAAGGAUCUGCCAACGCAGAUGGAUCUUCAAACGAAGAGGCGUUCGUCUUGCGACAUCUAGAUGAUCUGAAGAGACUUUUGCCCAGUGCAGCGGAUGAGCCAGCCCCUAAAGGAAUUGAGUUUCCGUAUGAGCUCUUCGUAAACCUGGAGAGUUCCUUCCGUACAAUCGUAUCGCAGCUGGGCACGCUCGAGUGGCUCUUUGCCAUGAUCGGCGAGUCAGAGGCAUCGGUCCUGUCAGACAACCUGGACUUCAAGUCACUGCUGCUGGAGAUGGAAGAGUACUUCACAACGGAGCUUACCAGCGUGGACGUGAUGUUCAAAGACCUCUGCAAACGAGGGCUGCAAGCUUCGACCUUCGACAUCUCGGACGACACUGGUGCCGCUGCAAGCCUUCGACAUUCCAUUCUCCAGCGAGGCUCUGAUGCCUUGAGGUCCGCUGCCUCGACCCCCAAGAGCCACGCCUCGACCCGGAGAUUGUCCGGGCUCUUGGCAGCAGUGGGAACCCGUAAGCAAACCUUCCAGCAGCUGGUCGAGAAGAUGCGUGCAGCCGCCAUCACUCACCGUGGUGACAACCCACUCUCGGACUUGCUGUCCCAAGUCGAGCUGCUCCUGAGCGCGCUGCACACCUGCAGCAAGGCGGUCACCAACAUCCAGACUGCCCUGGCGCAGUACGGCUAG
Molecule: messenger RNA, 3198 nt
Organism: Symbiodinium natans
Lineage: Eukaryota; Dinophyceae; Suessiales; Symbiodiniaceae
Source: the annotation of a GenBank genome assembly